UACAAGUUCUGCAUCAACGUCGCGGUCGCAGUCACAAGAUUCAGAACGAUCGGGUAGUACUUUACAUCAAGAAUCAUCUUCACCAUAUUCAGAGUCUCCCUCCACUGGUACUAGUACUAGUUUACACCAGGGCUCUGCUGCAUUAGAUGAAUCUACUAGUGCUACUUCCACCACCCA
Amoebophrya sp. A25 is the source of this 177-nucleotide messenger RNA. NCBI's taxonomy places the organism in Eukaryota, Dinophyceae, Syndiniales, Amoebophryaceae. The record is from the annotation of a GenBank genome assembly.